Messenger RNA from Podarcis raffonei (Aeolian wall lizard), 2743 nucleotides. It is a transcript of the gene ALPL, whose product is annotated as alkaline phosphatase, biomineralization associated. Gene Ontology annotation, cellular component: plasma membrane. The transcript has 12 exons. The coding region runs from base 257 to 1834 and encodes 525 amino acids. Gene Ontology annotation, biological process: dephosphorylation. The record is from RefSeq and is a predicted model, not a curated record. NCBI's taxonomy places the organism in Eukaryota, Metazoa, Chordata, Lepidosauria, Squamata, Lacertidae. Gene Ontology annotation, molecular function: alkaline phosphatase activity.
AGGGGGGGGUCCAGUGACUGACACUCCCUGUCCCCCUCCCUCCCUCUCCCCCUUUAAAAAGGCCCGCGGGGCCCUCCGGCGAUGCCCGCGCUGCAGGCAGAUGGUGCCGGCGCAGUGAACGAGGGCAGCGGCUGGCGGAGGAGGCGACGCGCAUCAGAGCUGGAGUAACCCAAACUACCUCUGGUGCAUAGCCCACGGACACUGCCUGCUGGUCUUCAACGUGCCCCUGCCUUCUGCCACCGAGGACAACGUCACUAUGAGAGUGCUGCUUUUUGCCUUCCUGAUUGAAGCGUCCCUCUCCUCUUUGGUUCCAGAGAAGGAGAAGAACCCCCGGUUCUGGCGAGAGCAGGCCCAGGAGACACUGCGGAGGGCUCUGAGCUUGCAGGAGCUCAACACGAAUGUGGCCAAGAAUGUCAUCCUCUUCCUCGGGGACGGCAUGGGAGUCCCCACAGUGACAGCAGCUCGCAUCCUGAAGGGGCAGCUGAGCAACAACAAUGGGGAAGAGACAGUCCUGGAAAUGGACCGGUUUCCCUUUGUGGCUUUGUCCAAGACAUACAACACCAACGCCCAGGUCCCAGAUAGCGCUGGCACAGCCACGGCUUACCUGUGUGGGGUGAAGGCCAAUGAGGGGACGCUGGGGGUCAGCGCGGCUGUGACGAGGUCCCAGUGCAACACCACGGCGGGGAACGAGGUGACCUCUAUCCUCAAAUGGGCGAAGGCGGCAGGCAAAUCCGUGGGCAUCGUCACGACAACGCGGGUCAACCAUGCCACGCCGAGCGCGGCCUAUGCGCACUCUGCCGACCGGGACUGGUACUCCGACAACGAGAUGCCCCCUGAGGCCAUCCAGCAGGGCUGCAAAGACAUCGCACACCAGCUUUUCGAAAACAUCCCAGACAUUGAGGUGAUUAUGGGAGGGGGUCGGAAGUACAUGUUCCCCAAGAACACCAGCGAUGUGGAAUAUCCGAACGAGGAGAAGUUCAGGGGGACUCGGCUGGAUGGCAGGAACCUCAUUGAGGCAUGGAGGAAGACAAAACCAAAGGAUAAGAACGCCUUUUAUGUGUGGAAUCGGACAGAACUGAUGAAGCUUGACCUGAACAAGGUGGACUAUUUAAUGGGCCUCUUUGAGCCGAUUGACCUGGUGUACGAGCUGAACAGGAACAACGAGACAGACCCUUCCCUGACGGAAAUGGUGGAGGUGGCCCUCAAAAUCCUCCAGAAGAACCCUCUUGGGUUCUUCCUUCUGGUAGAAGGAGGCAGGAUUGACCAUGGACACCACGAAGGAAAAGCAAAGCAGGCUUUGCAUGAAGCUGUGGAGAUGGAUCGGGCAAUUGGCCGGGCUGAUAUCAUGACCUCUUCUGAGGACACCCUGACUGUGGUUACUGCAGAUCAUUCCCACGUCUUCACUUUUGGAGGGUAUACGCCCCGCGGCAAUCCCAUUUUUGGUCUGGCCCCGAUGCAGAGUGACGUGGACAAGAAACCUUUCACCUCCAUCCUCUACGGGAAUGGACCCGGGUACAGAGUCAUCGAUGGAGAGAGAGAGAACGUGUCCACAGUGAACUUCACGGAUGCCAACUACCAGGCCCAGUCCGCCGUCCCAAUGCGCAUGGAGACACAUGGAGGGGAAGACGUGGCCAUCUUCGCCAAGGGGCCCAUGGCGCACCUCCUCCACGGAGUCCAUGAGCAGAACUACAUCCCCCACGUCAUGGCCUACGCCGCCUGCAUUGGCGAGAACACGGGCCACUGCCGCUCCGGAGCGCCCACAAGGAGCCCGUCGGGACUCCUCGCCGCGACCCCCAUGUUCUUCUCCCUCGCUCUGCUCAGGCUGCUGUUCUAAAGGCUUGCCUUCGGAGCGCUCCUCUACCGGUUGAGCCUGACCGCGCAGCGUCCGGGGCUCCACGACCUGCCUCUGGAAAUGAGGUUCAGGUUUCAGCGACAGAGUGCACCUCUUUGCUGCGACUGACCAACCGCUAGGAAUUUCCAUUCCAGGCUCGAAGGCACCGGGGGCACCGGGUCAAACAUCACUUGUUUGUUUUGGAUGUUCCAGGAGCAACGCCAGCCUGACAUUCUGAGAUAUUUUCUCCGGCAACUUCCUCAACGAAGAUAAGAACGCCAUAGGGCUCUGUUGCAUGGGAAGGGCAUGCUCCGCGUAUUUGUUUUCCUUCUCUUUGCUGAAGUGUCUCUUACUUCACCAGAACGUUUUAACCGCCUGCUGUCUUAAAGGCUUGUCACCUUCCUUCCUUCUGCAAAGGCAGGCACCCCUAAAAGAUAAAAAAACAAAAACCACCCACUCUUCCUUCUCAAUCCAUUAUUCCUGAUUUAUAUUGUGAGCAGUGGGAGUUCUUCCACCAAUCAACCAGCUCAAAACCAGCCGUGAAAUUUAAGUUCAAAGAAGCAGAGGGUUAUCGUUCCCCUGCCCCACAGGCCUCUGAACUUUGUUGUUCCUCUUUCCCAACGAAGGGGGCAGCUGAUUCCAUCUGGCUACAUACCAGAAAGAGAGACCGUGGGCUGCACCAGGACUCUCCUUUGGGAGACUUUGGGGCUCCGCUCUCCUUGAACCUCUUUCCAUUCCUUCAUUCGAAGGACUUCUGCGCCUAGUUUGCUCCCCCCUCCUCCUUCCCAGUCCCCUUUUCUUCUUUUCACAUGUAUUUUAUUAGUGCUUUUUGUAAAUGGCUCCGGGAGCACUUUUUGGGUGUGGGUGUGCGUGUGUAUGAAGUAAAACAGUUAAACAAAACAAAAACACACA